Molecule: messenger RNA, 6090 nt
Organism: Malaclemys terrapin pileata
Lineage: Eukaryota; Metazoa; Chordata; Testudines; Emydidae
Gene: POU2AF2
Product: POU class 2 homeobox associating factor 2
Exons: 5
Coding region: 2720-3577 (285 amino acids)
Molecular function (GO): DNA binding; POU domain binding
Source: RefSeq, a predicted model, not a curated record
GGUCUACACUGGGGUGGGGGGGUGGGAAAUCAAUCUAAGUUACGCAACUUCAGCUACGUGAAUAACGUAGCUGAAGUCGAUGUACUUAGAUCUACUUACUGUGAUGUCUUCACUGCUGUAGGUCGACUGUUGACACUCCCCCGUUGACUCCGCCUGUGCUUCCUGCUCUGGUGAUGUACCGGAGUCGACGGGAGAGUGCUCAGCGGUCGAUUUAUCGUGUCUUCACUAGACACGAUAAAUCGACCCCUGCUGGAUCGAUCACUCCGGAGGUAAGUGUAGAUAUGCCCCUAGAGUCAAUAGAUACUUCUGAAACUAUAGGGAGCAAUCUUGGCUCCAUUGAAGUCAAUAACAAAACUGCCAUGGACUUCAGUGGGGCCAGAAUUUCACCUAUAUCUUUUAGAUCUAAAGAAAUCAAGCAAAUAAGAUUCAGGCACAAGAGAUGGAAGCAGACAGGGCUAGUGAGGAGCUCUGACAAUAGGUAAGCAGGUAGAAAGCUAACACUACUGCUUAGUAUGCAAAAACAUAUUCCUUUUACUGUGACCUAAUACCCACCUCCCAAGCUUUAUUGGGUCCUUGUUAUCUCUUGACACAAACCUUGAUUGUGAGCUCUCUGGGGCAGGUGCUGGCUUUUACUACAUACUUUCCUGCUAAACUCUGUUUUUUUCUACCAUGUCCUCCCACCCUUCUCCACUCUGUUGGUCUCUUCUGUUACAUCCUGUCUGACUCCUAGCCUAUGAACUCUCUGGGGCAGGGCUGUCUGCUUUGUCACAUGGCUGCACAGUGCCUGGCACAAUGGUGCUCUGAUCCCUGAAUGCAACCUCUGAGCCCUAGUGUGAUAUAAACAACAGAGGCUUACACAGAAGAAGUGAGUUUGAAGGAGGAAAGAAAGGCAGUAUAUCCUUAGUAAAAGCUCCAAGCAUAAGAAGCCUGUGGAUGUGGAGGAAGGGUGUGGUUGAAAUAAGAAUCUUCCAUGGGGUGGAGGAGGAAGAGAUCAGUCAGAAAUUACAAAUUCAACGGAGAGGUCAUAUAUCAGACUUUUCCAUUUGUGAAGUUGGCUCUGUGUUUUUAUCACCACUCCUGUCUGGUCAGACUUCUGUCUUUUUGCAUUUUAUGGCCAGACACACACUCCAGGUGAUGUAGAUUCAAUACGUCAGGAAGGGAGUUGCAAUUUUCUGUUAUUUCAGCUUCCCAUGAGCUGCUUUUCUUUCUCUUGACAUGCCUGACAGGAGCAGCCUUUGCCAGCAGCUGCUCUCCCCCCACCCAAACAAAUGAUGGAUGGAAAAAUAAAAGCCCUCCUCCAAUAAUGCUGCCAGUGGAGUUACAAAGACGAAUGGAUUUGGACUGGCAGACCCUUGAGCCGUCAACAGACUCCAGAAGAAAUGAACUAUUUGAUUAUGAAGAAUGUACUGGCACUAUUUCACAUAGGUAAAUUUAGUGUCUACUUAUGCAGGACAUAGUAAAUUGAGCAACAACCUGAUGUUCUUGCAAACAAAAUACUACAGACCUUGUCCCUCUUACUGUACCUUUCCUCCUACAUACGUCCAUGUUGAGGCCGGUAAUGUCACACAAUAAUGAUUUCCCAACAGAUAAUCAGGGCAAGUUUCUGAAUCAAGGUAUAAGCUACAACAUUUGAAGAAGAAACAGUAAAUAGAGUUAACACUGCCUCUUGGUUCAGGAAGAGCAGAAAUGCAGAAUUCAUCACAGUGCAUUGCUAUCUGCAAGGAGUCUAAUACUAUCCACCUAGAGACUCAUAGACUCAUAGACUCAUAGACUCUAAGGUCAGAAGGGACCAUUAUGAUCAUCUAGUCUGACCUCCCGCAUGAUGCGGGCCUCAAAAGCUGACCCACCCACUCCUGGAAGAAUUCUCUCCCUUGACUCAGCUGCUGAGACAGCGACAACAAUGAAUUAGUAGAAUGGAAGCUUCUUGCAUGCUAAUGGAGAACAAGCCAAGGUCAUUUACUGGGGAGCUAUGGAAAAAGCAUCUAGCAGGAAGGACUGCAUAUGGAUUGGUAAAGACACAUGGAUAUGUGGUCCAGAUUGUUAUUGACUGAAAGGUGUUACCAUCUUUGAUACUCUUUGUGAAGCUAGUUGGUGAUCUUAGUCCACUCCACCAGACCCAAUGCAGUGCCCACUGCAGUUCAUGGAGAGUCUCCCAUAGAUUUCUUUUAUAUUUUUUAACAUCUAACCUUGAUUGUGAGCUCCCAAGAGAUUGUUGUUUUAUUACUUGUUUGUACAGUGCCUAGCAAAAUGAUGCCCUGAUCCUAGGCUAGGGGUACUGUGCUACAAGUAAUAUGGCAUUUUCCUAAGCACAAUUUCUCUAGCCAAGUCCCUUUUCCUCUCUGCUAUAUGGAGACCGCUGAUCACUGCAUGACUUAUAUGUUUUUCAUUUUAAAUAACUUUUCCUCCAUAAACACGUGAAAUUCCGUUUUCACCCAUUCAAUGUCUUUUUAAUCAAGAGAAAGAACCUUUGAGAAUGAUCUGCACUGACCAUGCAAAUUGCAGUGAAACAGACAGUGGAAGAUUUGCAUUUAAACAAAUCCCAAACAAGCUAUUUCAGAGACAUCAUUAAAUUGUGAAAAAUACAUUUCCGUCAGGCUCAAAGAGAACUUUAUUAGCGGAGAAUGAGCAUUGACUUCAUUCUCAACUGGAAAGCUCCUGACGGUUCAUUUUCAGAAAUCUUGCAGAGUCUGAAAGGGGGGAAUUCACAGCAGCAUUCAGAAUGGAAACUGUUCCUACAGACUACGGCAAACGAGUUUACCAAGGAGUGAGAGUAAAACACACAGUCAAAGAUCUCCUUGCCGAAAAACGCUCGAGACAGACCAGCGGCUCCCGAUUCAGCGGCAGUGCCAGCACCUCCCCGUCUCCAUUUGUCCAAAUGUCGGCAGGCUCCACUGCCAUGUCUGGUUACUAUGGAGUUAGGAGAUCAUUCAUGUCCGAUUUGGAUUUCCACAACACUAAGCCGCUUUCAAAUGAUGUUUAUGCUUCAUCCCUGGGGGCAAAGUCCUUUCCGUGUGACUCCUCUGCCGUUCAAGGGUACCCGCCGCUACUGGACCCCUAUUUCACCGAGGACUAUCGCGCCGCUGCCGUAACACCCAGCACCAGCUCCCUUUUCAGCACCUCCUCGCUGCCCCCGCUCCUGCCGCCCUUCCCCAAUGACUCAGCACAUUUCUUAAUAAGAGACUCCUGGGAGCAGGGCAUGCCCGACAGCCUCAACCAAUCCGAUGCCGUGUGCUCAGAUUCCCUACAAACCUUGCCCACAACUACCAGCUGCCUCACCUCUCACGAGAGUGGAAGCACUUCCCAGUAUAGAAGCUCAAGCUGGAGUUCUGCCAUCCCAGGAGCCCAGUCCUACCCUUUGCAUGCUUUUGAAGAUGUCCACUACGUACCGAGUUACCCUGCCACCUCGUCCUAUUCCUUUUCACCAUUUAUGACUGUAGCGAAUGACCUACCUCCCAAGAUGCUCCACCUCUCAUCAGAAGAGCCCUUAGAUACAACCUCCCUUCAUGACAACUCCUCUUGGGCAAAAGAAGACGGGAGUCCAGUCUGGGGGACAUAUGAAUGCCGAAGAACUUAUUGAGGAAAGCUCACAGUUGGUGACAAAUUAGAAUUAACCUUCACUCAGACAGCUGAAUUGAUUGUAGGAUAUUUCCCUAUAGUCAAUCAUUGAAAAUUGAGGACAGUGAUAACAUACUUGAAGGCAAAAAUGCUAAGAAGAAUUUCAAACAAAGGAAAUAUUCAUUGCUAAAAUCAGCACAUUACUUAAUGCUCUGUUUAACAAUAUAAUUGUCAGGGUUACUGUGUAGCUUGUAGACAAUGGUCUCGAUCCAAUGCCCAGGGAAAGUCAAUUUAAAAAGUCCAAUGACUUCAGUGGUCUUUGGAUCAGUCCCAGUUUGGAAAACAACCUUAAGAAACAGAACCUCAUCUUUUUAGUUGCUGAUAAACCGUGUCUAUUUAAACAACCUUAGAAGAUUUCUACAAAGUGAUUCUACAAAAAGAUACCGAAGUUAUGGAGGGGAAGGAUGGAAGCCUUUUCAAAUAAUUUAAGUUCUGUAUAGUGAUAUCUUACUUUCUACCACAUACAUGUAAAUUCCAAAUGCCAAUGUUAUGUAAAUAUGGCAUUGUCCUAGGGUGAUAGUUAUGGAAGGGAUAGUAAAUAGAUGGUGAACUUGGACAGACAGCAUAUCAGGCAAUGACAAAUAAACUUCUGUAACCUAAAAUCAGCCACAAUGGAUUGCUUCAAGGAAAAUUAUGAUUGCAGUAUACGAACGCUUAUCUGUUACAGUGGUUUUCAUACCCAAAUAAUUACUAUUUGUUAUUAUUCAUUUAUUGUGUGUAAUGCUCCAAACAGCUCCAAGCCCCCCUUGUGCUAUGCAAAUACAUAGUAAGUGACAGUCCCUGCCCAAAGAGCUUGUAAUCUAAAACCCAGACCCUGCAAAGACUUAACUUUAAACGGGUAAAUGGUCCCACUAACUUCAAAGGCACUGCUCCUGGGUGCAGAGGUCUGCCUGCAUGGAUUCAUUUGCAAGUUGAGGGCCAGUGUUUUUCCAAAGCCAUUCUAAAUUAGAGAUGUAUGGGUAUUUCUUGAAGCAUAGAGGAAGAGGUGUCUGUAUAUAAAUUAUACGAUCAUAUUUUGAAGGCCCAUAAUUUUACACCCCAACCCUGUUUUUUUUUUCUAAUGGCAAGGUCCAUUAAACUCAAAAUAUCCCUUUGUUAUUAUUUGCAUUGUGAUACCACCUAACAGUCCCACCCAAUAUCAGAGCCCCGCUACCCUAGGUGCUGUACGAACACAUAGUGAGAGAUAAUCCCUGUCCCAGAGAUCUUAAAAUCUAGACAAGGGAUACAAACGGUGGGAGGAAAAACUAAGCACAGGGGGGAAAGCCUAUUGAUUUCACUGGGAAUGAGGCAUCUAAAUACGGGUGAGGAUCUGGGCCAAAAUGACAUCCCUAAGAUCCCACAGCAGGAUACUGGCAGAACCAGGAAUAGAGCCCAGGUCUCCGUAGUGCAGGCCAAUGUCCUGACCACUGGAUCAUACAACUCUUUUAGCCAAGAAGACACUUCAUUACUAUUUUUUUCUCAUGUGAUGAAAUUCAACAGCCCAGAUCUCACACGCAGCCCUAUAACAGCCAGCCAGGAAGGAGUGGGGCAGGGGAGCAACAUGCAAUGGAUAAACAGUUGUAAGGAAACAAAUUGUAGUUUCAUGCUUCCAAAGAGAUUAUAGCAACAGAAGUGAAAAAAUACAUUUUUAAACUGAUUACAAAGUACGUCAGCUGUGUCCCUUUAAAAAGCUUUUCAGAACUUUAAACAAUGUGUGUUCACACACCCCAAAGCCCACUAUUCGCGCCCUUGCAAAGAGCCCUGCCAGGUGAAAAAGAUAUGUGCGCCCCAGGAGCUCAGUGUGGCCACUAGAGGGAGCUGUUCACACACAGAUGGAACUAGGCCUGUCCCUUUUGUCUGCACAAAGCACAUCCAUUAUGAUGUUUCUAGUUAACUUCUUUGUGUUAGUAGCAAUUUUGUUUCCAGAGCCGUGAUGCUUUCUCCUUUGAUGGGAAAUGCUCCCUUAGUGUGGCAGCGGGAAAGACGCAAAAUCUUAGUUUAGGAGACAUCGGACAUGGUGGCAUCAUGGGCUAAAUCCUCAGGUCUGUCUGAAUUAUGCUCAGCACAAGGCCUGAGGAGUGUGGGGGAGACAAGGUGGUUUAAAGUCGUAUUUGCACCCUCUCCCCUCACCGAUUAGAUCCUGGGGGCAGCCAGGGGCAUCACGGCUGCGCUAAUCUCCACUGGCUGGUAACAGCAAUCCAAGGUUGUUACACAGUCAGUGGGAUCCCAGGAGACAAAGGUAAUCCAGCCACACCUUCUCUUGUCCCUACUGUGCACUUAACCCAGAGGGGACGGAACCGUCAGGAGGUUGUGUAGAGGCUACUUUACCAGCCAGGGAUUCCUCUGCAAUGGGGGACUAUCCACGUGGCAGCAAUGCCAAAGGGUCCAAGAUGGAUCUGAGGAUUUGGCGCACACAAUCAGUGACCAUUUUAGCAGCUUAUUAGAAAUCAGUUAUGAGCGCCUCCCAUUCUGGCUGCUCACACAUUUCAAUCAGGC